AACAUCACACUAUCAAUCUGAGCCUCGUCCUCUGGACAUUUAUUUUCUCUGAAUACAGCAUUUUCAUCAGCACUUUUAAAAAUGGGCGUCUUCUUCUCUAACCUUUUCGCACGUCUCUUGAAGAAAAAAGAGAUGAGGUUGCUAAUGGUUGGUCUGGAUGCAGCAGGGAAAACCACAAUCCUCUACAAACUCAAACUUGGUGAAGUUGUCUCAUCUAUUCCAACUAUUGGUUUUAAUGUUGAGACAGUUGAUUAUAAAAACAUCGCCUUCACUGUGUGGGAUGUCGGCGGUCAGAGUGUCAUCAGAGGUCUCUGGAGACAUUACUAUGUGAACACCAAGGGUCUGAUCUUUGUGGUGGACAGCAGUGAUCCUGAGAGGAUUGAAACGGCAGCAGAGGAACUAAAAUUGAUGAUGGAGGAGGAUGAGAUGAGAGACGUCGUCCUGUUAGUUCUUGCUAACAAGCAGGAUUUACCCAAAGCCAUGACCGUCUCUGAGCUGACAGACAGACUGGGUUUACACACACUGAGAGGAAGACAGUGGUUCGUUCAGCCCACAUGUGCGGUUCAAGGAUCAGGUUUAUAUGAAGGACUGGAUUGGCUCUCGGAUCAACUGUCCAAACAACAAUAAUUCAUGAUUUAAGUCGACAUGAAAUGGAAGUUGCGAAAGUCUUCUCUUCCUUAUUGUGACGUAUAUCU
Rhinichthys klamathensis goyatoka is the source of this 695-nucleotide messenger RNA. Its product is annotated as ADP-ribosylation factor 4-like. Gene Ontology annotation, biological process: vesicle-mediated transport; intracellular protein transport. Gene Ontology annotation, molecular function: GTP binding; GTPase activity. The coding region runs from base 82 to 627 and encodes 181 amino acids. NCBI's taxonomy places the organism in Eukaryota, Metazoa, Chordata, Actinopteri, Cypriniformes, Leuciscidae. Gene Ontology annotation, cellular component: plasma membrane; cytoplasm. The transcript is spliced from 5 exons. The record is from RefSeq and is a predicted model, not a curated record.